AUGGCUGAUAUUCCUCCUCAUGUAAUUUAAAUUCAUUCUCAAAAAUAAGAUCCUCAAAUUUAACAAUUAGAAAAAACGCCUAAAUUACCCAUUUCAGAAAUGAAAUUAAUAGAUGUAGAAGAAUUAAUGGAAAACAAAAAUAUGAAUAAUUAAUAUAUCAUUGUCUAAGUAUAUUAGAUUGAUUGGAAAGAUAUUACUUAAUAUUUAAUUGUUAAAGAUUUUAAUGAAAUUUGGCUGAAUCUAACUAUUUUUCAAUAAAAUAAAAAUUGCAAUUAUAAAGUUAAUGAUUGGUUAAUUGUUAAAAAUCCAAAAUUAACAGAGUUUGGAAUACUUAUACAAGAUUCAUAGGAUGUUGUUGCUAUCAAUUAAUUCACUUUUGAAGCUAUGAUUAAUUCUGAUAUUGAAUUAACAGAUCCAAAUUAAUUAAAAGAAAAAGGAAAUUAAUAUUUUAAAUUAUCAUAAUAUCGAUUAGCUUAUGAAGCAUAUACGAUGGUUAUCAAAUAUGAUCAUAUCAAUAAAACAAAUUUAAUACUUGAAUAAUGUUAUAAUAACAGAGCUCAAUCUUUGUAUCAACUUGGUUAUCUCCAAGAAUCAAUUGAUGAUCUUAAUUAAGUUUUAAAACUUAAUCCUUAAAAUGAGAAAGCAAUUCAAAGAUUAGCAUUAUGUUAUUUAAAAUUGCAGAAUCCAAUAGACGCUAAAAAAUUGUUUGAAUCUCUUCCAAAUCAUAAAACUGAUAAAGAUAUAGUAUUCAAAUUAGUUGAAUGUGAAUUAAUGAUUAAACAUCAAUCUGGUAAUAUUGAUCUAAUAUCUGUUUUAAAUUAAUACAUCAAUUAGCAACAAUAUUCAUUUGAAAAAAUUCAUAAUUUUAUGCAUAAAUGUAUUGAAAGAAAAAAAAGUAAUUUGGGAGGAUUAGGCUUAUUUGUUAAUUAACCUAUUCCAAAAGGAACAUUAUUACUAGUUGAACAUCCAAUGCAUAAAAUUAAUGAAAACUAAACUGUUGGUUUUUCUAGAGAAAAUGUUUAUGAAAAUCUUAGGUAAUAGGCAUUGAAUGAUAAAUAAUUUGCUGAAAAACUAUUUAAACUAUAUGAUGGAUCUAAUAAUUAUUCUCUUAAAAUUAUUAAAUAAGAUUUCGAAUAUUAAUUAUAAAAUUAUAUUGUUGAUAUCAAUAGAAUUGAAAAGAUCUUUAAAUACAAUGCACAUGCAUUCUAGUUAGUUAAAGUUUUUACACAUAAUAAAUAAAUCAAAUAUUUAGAUUAAAAUGAAGGAUUGUGGUUCACGUUAUCUUAGGUUAAUCAUAGUUUAACUCCAAAUAUUUUUUAUUAUUUCUUAGGAGAACUUCUAAUUGUUGUUAGUGCUAAGAAUAUAGAAAAAGAUGAAGAAAUAUUAGUAUAAUAUCAUCCACCUUUAAAUCAAAAGGAAUAUUAAAAGAAUUUAAAAUCUCAUAAUAUUCCUUUAGAUUAAAAAUUAGUUUAAUAAAAUCAACAAUGGAAGAUGGAUGAAAACUUUAAAGAGAUUUAAACAAUUAUUAAAAAUGUUAAAACAUCUAAAAAUCUUGCAGAUCUUACUACUUAUACUCUUUCAAAUACAAAUAUAAUUCAAAAAAUAAAAGAGAAAUAUCCUAUAAAGUAUUUAAAAAUUAUUUAAUAAGUAUGUUUCGAUCUUUUUUAAGUAAAAAAAAUAAAAGAAUACAUAAACCUUAAAUUUUAAGGAUUACUUUUCUAAUUUGAUUGUUAUCCAUAAUGCUCAACCAUCUAAGAUUUCUUUAUGUUUCUGACUGUUUUAUCUCAAGGUUAAGAUAUAGAAAAAGAUAUUGUGAAUUUCAUAUUUAAUGUUGGAAUACUAAUGUUUGGAUAAGCAUUCUUAAAAAAUUAAAAUUCUGAAGAUUUGAUCUUCUAAUUAGGAUUUAUGCAAAUGAAGAAAUGA
Molecule: messenger RNA, 1923 nt
Organism: Paramecium sonneborni
Lineage: Eukaryota; Ciliophora; Oligohymenophorea; Peniculida; Parameciidae
Source: the annotation of a GenBank genome assembly